Molecule: messenger RNA, 1020 nt
Organism: Tinamus guttatus (white-throated tinamou)
Lineage: Eukaryota; Metazoa; Chordata; Aves; Tinamiformes; Tinamidae
Source: RefSeq, a predicted model, not a curated record
AUGGAUCUUUAUGACUCUACAUAUGGAGGAGGAGUCUGGAACCUUUGGAAGGCUUCAUUCAUUUUGUCUUUUUCUUUACACACAGAUCAACUCGACAUCAUUUCAAUGGCUGAAACAACAAUGAUGCCUGAGGAAAUUGAGCUAGAGAUGGCAAAGAUCCAGAGACUUCGGGAAGUCUUAGUCAGAAGAGAAUCAGAACUCAGGUUUAUGAUGGAUGACAUCCAGCUGUGCAAAGACAUUAUGAACCUUAAGAAAGAGCUGCAGAGUUUGGUAGCGAUCCCAGAAAAAGAAAAAACAAAGAUGGAAAAACAAAGAGAAGAUGAACUGAUUCAGAAAAUCCACAAGCUGGUACAAAAAAGGGAUUUUCUUGUAGAUGAUGCGGAGGUGGAAAGAUUACGAGAGAAAGAAGAAGACAAGGAGAUGGCUGAAUUCCUUCGAACUAAGUUAAAACCCCUAGACAAAGCAACCCAGUCUCCUACCAGUACGCCAGCAGAAAAGAAGGCAGAACCUCCUCCAAGCAAGCCCACCAUUGCCAAGGCAGGCUUGGCUAUUAUUAAAGAUUGCUGUGGGGCCACACAAUGCAGCAUCAUGUAGCUCUGGGCUCUCUACCAUGUCUGUUUUCUUUUCAAAUGUUUUCAUUGAAUGAAACUGUAGAGUGUGGAGUUUUAUGAGCAUCCUGAAAACCAACAAGAGCAACUGUGUUACAACAGUAAUACAUGGACUGUGUGAUGGCAGAUUCUUCACUGUUGCAUGGAUCACACAAUGCGCAUGCCUAAAAACAAAAGAAACCUACAUAGUGGCUAUCCAGUGACCAGGAAAGAUCUGUAAUAGAGAUCACAAAAAACACCCAGUGAUAAAAAUGAGUGAGAAAAUGGCACGUUUCACCAAGUAGGCUGUAAAUCAGCAAUUUUAAAGAGGUCAUCACUUUACAAAGAUUUGUUAUACACUUUUUCCCCUUGGCAAACAGCACUCAGACAUUUGCUGGAAUAUCCCAUUUUGGCUACUUCUCAAAACAAAAGC